This is a messenger RNA of Paralichthys olivaceus (Japanese flounder), 3301 nucleotides long. Lineage: Eukaryota; Metazoa; Chordata; Actinopteri; Pleuronectiformes; Paralichthyidae. The record is from RefSeq and is a predicted model, not a curated record.
AACUUCUCAUUCCGCACUUUUUAUGUCGCAAAGGUGUCGUACGUAAAAGCCAUUGAUAUCUGGAUGGCCGUGUGUCUGCUCUUCGUGUUCUCGGCCCUGCUGGAGUACGCCGCUGUCAACUUCAUCGCUCGCCAACACAAAGAGCUGCUGCGCUUCAGACGGAGGCGACGACACAUGAAGGAGGAUGAGACGGGCGAGGGGCGCUUCAGCUUCCCCGGUUACGGCAUGGGCCCCGCCUGCCUGCAGGCCAAGGACGGCAUGGCCAUCAAGGGCAACAACAACAACGCCCCGGCCUCGGCCGCGCCCGAGAAGAGCAUUGAGGAGAUGAAGAAGCUGUUCAUCAGCCGGGCCAAACGCAUCGACACGGUUUCCCGUGUGGCCUUCCCGCUCGUCUUCCUCAUUUUUAACAUUUUCUACUGGAUCAUUUACAAGAUCAUCCGCAGCGAGGACAUCCACAAGCAGUAGUCAAGAGGCAGAGGAGGAGGAGGAGGAGGAGGAGAAGGGGGAAAAUGGCGAAAAGGGGAAGAAACAAAAGGAGAGGAUACAGAGAGAGAGACGACUUGAAUAGGAGACAUCACGGCCCCUUUUUUCACACCAGCCAUGCCAACCUUUCCUCAUCCUCUUCCUUCCUUCUCUUCCUCGUUCGAUCAAGGAUACGAUGCUUUUUGUGGCGAUCACCCCAUUCAGCCCCUCCUGACCCCGACGACACAUUAGUUGAGAUGCUGUUCUUUUCCCCCUUUAUUCUCUUUCUCCUGCCCUGAGUCCCACCCCUGCUCCCGUCUCUUUACACCUCCUGAAUAAUCCGGACCAGUGCAAUAGCAAUGCAGUAAAAUGCAUGAUAUAUGAAUGUGGCAAUAUAUUAAUGAAAAGAUGAAAAACAGACUUUUGCGGGCACACCCAGCGAACUGUGGGCGAGUGGACGGACUGGAACAAAAGGAGACGAUGAGAGUGUCUUGUAGAGGGUCUUGUGUUUGAUUAUAGUUUGAUUUUACGUGUGAAGACAGAUAUAUAUAUAAUUCUAUAUGAAAACGGGAUGUGGGGGCGGGGUGGGGGACGUGUGAGAGGCAAACAGCAGUGUAAUAUACUCAUAUAUUUAUCAUAAAUGGAAUAAAAGAAAGGAACCAUAGGAACGUGGGCAUCUGGAAAUGAGGGAUUUUUCACCCCCCCAAAAAAGGAACAAAGGCAGAUCGGUGCUUCCAUUAAUUAAAGUGAUGCAAGGAUGACACAUUCUAUAUCUAGAUUUGCUUCAAAUGUGUAUUGCAAGCGCUCGUCAAUGCUUUUUCUCCUCCAGCCGCCGCCGCCACAGAACCUUGACCUGCAGAGACACUCUGGGUUUGCUACUGCCGCUGUCAAUCACACGACUGGACAGAAAAUAACAUGAGAUUUAAAAAAGAAAAAGAAAAACACUGGAAGUGGUGAAUAAUCUGAGACAGAAUAUCGUGUUUGUCUGUGGCGUUCCUCUUCCCGUAUGUAAUUUAUUUCCUGAUGCAUUUGUUGUUCUUUUGGCUUGUUUCUUAAUUCUUGUGCCAAUUAAACAUGUCACGUGUGGCUGUGCAGCUCCAAAACGUUUCGCGGGAGGAAGCGGCGCCGCUGGGACGUCAGUUGCUGCAUCGAUUGACGUCACCUCACAUGCUUCUUCUUGUUUUUUUAAUUCCGAGAGACAUAUCACUUUUUGUUUUUCAUCACCUGGAGAGAUGGAACAUAUCAAUCCUGGACGGAGAACAACGCAGAUCCUCGUUUUCUUUCCUUGUCGUGUUCAUCGGGACUGAAACAUUAGACAUGUUUACAUCCUAUUAGUGCUUCCUUGCUUUGGCCCCGCCUUAACAUGACACCCCGCCCCCUCCUCACAUGCCCAGCCGAGGGGAUAUAUGUAGUUAAACUGUACAGAUUAUUACACCUGUUAUACCUUAAUUAAAUGUAUUUCCACCUCAUUCACAUGCACCAACUGUAGCUGCAGACGUCGUGACUUGUGAAAAGCUAAGUUAUCGUCCAUUCCAUGUGAAACGAGUUUAAUUCUGUCACAGCCGUGUUGGGCGGGAUUUGAUCAUUCAGCAGGUCGGUUGGUUCGAUGAUUUGUGCGAUUAUUAUCUAUUUAUUAUCUUACUUUGCAGCAGGCUUCUCUAUGCAAUGCAGUUUAUUUCCUUCCGUUUAGCACGACCAUCUCAACAGCACCACCUAUCUGUGGCUCAUCGUACUGCUAAACAAAGUCUCUCAUGCUUAUUGACAAAUAUGGAACAAACAGAGAAGAUAAAAUUAGGUUUUUAUUUUACUUUCAUUUUUCCCAUUCGAAAAGAAAUUAGCAAGAGCUAAACCUCUGAACCCGGUAAAACUAGGAAAGAAAACAUCUUUUUGUGUAUAUGAAUGGUUGUUUCAAGAUUUUACGUCUUUUGUUGAAUUUACUCAAAAAAAAACAAAAAUACAAAGUGCUUUUAUACUUUUACAGAAAGGUUUUAAACGUGAGAGUUGCAAUAGUGAAAUUUGCAAAUUUGUAGCAAAGCGAAAUUGUGUGUUCUCAUUGCUUUGUUUGUCUUUUGAAUUCCCGCCCUUAAUUGGCUUAUUUAUUAUGUUCAGUGUGAGUGUUUCAGAGACGUAUCGUAUUUUCCACCUUUUACUGCAGACACAACGUUUUUGGGAAAUACACCGUUUUGCUUUCUGUGUACGAGUCAUGUGAGAAGAAAGAUAACAUCAUGUGCAUUCAAUGGGAACUAUGAUUAGCCUAGCUUAGCAUGACUGGUUUUACAUUUUGGUUCAUGUAGUAAUUACACAAUCCAGGAGGACCAUGCUACCUGUUCCCCCUGCUUCUAGUUUCUAUGCUAAGCUAGGCUAGCAAUUUACAUUUCCAUGCUUAACAUAUCAUCUAACUCUGACAGAAAGUGAAUUAUGGUAUUUUCCAAAAUGUUUCACUCUAAAACAGCUGUAAAACUUCAGCUAUAUAAUGUUGCAUUGUGGGGAGUCUCUCCUGGACGUAUUUAACUUUGCAAUAAUGGUUCAUUUGGUAUUUUAAUUAACCCCUGAGUCUAGAUCAGCUGUUGGUUGCAAUGAAAAAUAUUGUUUCAUUGAUAAUUUCUACUUGUGAAAAUGUUUGAGCCUCAGUCCAACUUGGUUUUAAAGCAAAACCAAAGAUUUUUUUGUUUGUUUUUCGUGUUUGACAAAGUUGUGAGUCCUGUUUGCUGCUGUCGGGGGGCAAAAGAUUUUAAAGUACGUAAUGUUAUAUUCACUUUGUGAGUUCAAGAACUGACUGGGUUAGAUCACCAUCAGAUAUACAGCUAUUAUUAUAAUGUACACAAAAUAUUUUCAUAUG